Messenger RNA from Mytilus californianus (California mussel), 5010 nucleotides. RefSeq names its product homeobox protein Hox-B7-B-like. Gene Ontology annotation, molecular function: RNA polymerase II cis-regulatory region sequence-specific DNA binding; DNA-binding transcription factor activity, RNA polymerase II-specific. Gene Ontology annotation, biological process: anterior/posterior pattern specification; regulation of transcription by RNA polymerase II. The transcript is spliced from 2 exons. Gene Ontology annotation, cellular component: nucleus. NCBI's taxonomy places the organism in Eukaryota, Metazoa, Mollusca, Bivalvia, Mytilida, Mytilidae. The record is from RefSeq and is a predicted model, not a curated record. Bases 96 to 875 code for a protein of 259 amino acids.
UUGAGUAUUAAAUGUGUCAGUUAUCUGUUGAAAGGGCUACAGGGUCCCUGAGACAUCUCAAACAAAUUUCUGGAACUGAAAUAAUAUUUUCGUAGAUGGUGUCCUCACAACAAAACUCUGUGAACGGCUCUCACACUUACAAACAUUUUGGAAUGAGCUCGUAUUUGCCCUUACGACAUACGGCGUCGACAAGAGGUGAUGAUCUACAUGGUACAACAGAAAAUUCAUCAUACAUGGAUCAUUUUUUGAACAUCCCCGAUAUUUGUCCAACAGGGGCUGACUAUAGGUCCCAACGGUACUACAUGGGAUAUAACCAGGCCGAAGCAUGUCGUAUGGAGGCUCUACAACGGACUCAUGAUCUCAGCCAAAGAAUGGGUAUGCACGCGGGACGUCCAUCGUUUUACCCUAAUAUGAGUGUUUCUGGGAAUUUACGUUAUAGGGAAACUUGUCCGGAAAAUAUCCCUACAAGUAAUAAUAUAAAUAAUGGAACCAGUAAAGAUCCAAUUAGUCCGUUGACACCAGGGACCCCAUCUGGAAAUGAGGACGGCGAGCCACCACCGCCGUUCUAUCCGUGGAUGUCAAUUGUAGGACCAAACUCAAACCAGAGAAGAAGAGGCAGACAAACAUAUACAAGGUUUCAAACUUUAGAACUAGAAAAAGAAUUCAAAUUCAAUAGGUACCUCACGAGACGAAGACGAAUAGAACUUUCUCAUAUGUUGUGUUUGACUGAACGACAAAUAAAAAUUUGGUUUCAAAAUAGAAGAAUGAAAGAAAAGAAAGAACUACAAGCAAUAAAAGAAAUAAACGAACAGAAUAAAUCUCCUGAAAAAGUUAAACCGGUAUCUCCUGUGUCAUCAGGCGAUGUAUCAAGCUGAGAAAUUAUGUGUUCUUAGGUUCCUACCUCCACGGACUGAAGAGCUCAUUCCCGAACAUCCGGUGUUUCCUACACGAGAAGACUGAAACGAGAACUUUUACUUAAAUUAUACGUUUAUCAGUAGAAAAAUUAGAAUUAUUAUUUCACAUUAUAGGAUGACGGAUACGGGAGCCUGACAUUUGGUACUGCCCUUAUAAACGAGAAUGGACUGCCUAUUAACGAGAAUUUACGUGAAUACGAAAGCGUUUCCAAAUGGCCUGCCAUUUAAAAUGGCGGAUGCAAGAAGAGUGGAGAUAUCAUUUACUUUUACAAACCUUUUCAUUUAUCAUCGCUAUCGACGCAAAUGUUCAUCGUCAUAAAUGUUUAUAGUGCUAUUAUGUGUAUAUUUUUAUGUAUGUACUAUAACAUGUUGAAUUUAUAUAUAGAAAGAUACUGCUCAAAAUAAUGUACUUCAUAUGUGAAACUUUCAUGUAUGUUUUGUAAUCCGAAUUCAAAGUUCGAAAAAUAAUUUGAUACAACUGAAUUUUCUUGCCGCAAACAAUAGUGCAAUAUAGGAGAAAAAUACGUUUACAUGCUUUUUAAAUAGUAAAAUUACUUUUCGAACAAAAAAAAUCCGAAUGUUUGAGAGAAAAUUCAGAUUAAAAAUAUUGCAGUUGUCAGAAAAACUUUCUGCAAUAGAGUUUGGAAUACUGCAUUGUCCAUUUUCCACGGUUGUAAUUUUAUUUUCAUAAAAUAUAUUAUUCAAAUUCAAAAUUUAAAGGACCCAAAUUUGCUUCAAUAUAAGAAGAGUACAGAGGGAAUUUUAACACAAUUAGAAAAAAACAAAUGUCAUGUGUUUCAUUUUUAAAAGAUGAAAACCUUUUCAUUCAAUUUUCUUUUGCGUUAAAUUUUCUUUAUUUGUUAGAUGUAGCUUAAUUAGGAUACAGUACUUAAUUUUGUUUUAAAAAUGUAUGCCAAUUCCGAAAACCUAACUGCAGAGAAUAAGGAUCAUUGGGUUUCUUACAAGUUUCAGAUAUCAUUUUUACAUGUUUAAUCAGUUAAUUCCAGAUAAUCUACUAAAAUUUGCUUAUUUAUUAAUAAAAAAAAGGUAUUCAUUGUUUAAACUUAAAACUUUGGCCUUUGUUAGUCUUGUAUCAUUUUUAAUUUUAGUUUCUUGUGUAUAAUUUGGAGUUUAGUAUGACGUCCAUUAUCACUAAACUAGUAUACAUAUUUGUUUAGGGGCCAGCUGAAGGACGCCUCCGGGUGCGGGAGUUUCUCGCUGCAUUGAAGACCCAUUGGUGGCCUUCGGCUGUUGUCUGCUCUAUGGUCGAGUUGUCUCUUUGACACAUUCCCCAUUUCCAUUCUCAAUUUUAUUAAAAUACACCUUGGAAUGGCAACAUAACAUUCAGUAAUAAUUGGUUGCAGGUAACCAAUAAAAUUAACCACUAAUGUAUUAGAUAGAAUAUACCGUUUUGUGUGGUCCUCACAGUUACCAUAUAUGUUGCUGUAUCGACCUAAGUUAUGACAAUUUUGAAUCAAUGACAUUAAUAAACCUAUAACAAUGAACGAUGAUACUUUAAUUUCAUUGCUUCAUUUCUAUACUUGUGAAUUUUUCUAUACAACUUAUUCUUACAAUGACUGAUGUUGUUGCAGGAAAAAUGAUGGGCGGUAAAUGAUAAACUUUAACAAUUGAAAAUAAUUAGGUUUGCAGAAUUGGCAUAGUAACAGUUACAAAAAUAUGUAGAUCACUGAUAAAUAAUUAUAACGAAGCUUUGUAGUUCAUUUAAUUUGUCACACCAGUCAAGAUGACUGAUUAUUUCCUCAGGUUUUAAUUUUGCGUUUUUUACAUUUGAUUUUAUAUAUAUAUGUGUAUUUUUUCAUCAUUAUUAGGUGCUACAACGUAGAUCGAAACUGCCUUACAACAUCUUUUAAUUUGCUCUGGUGUCGUUUCAUUUAAUAGACAUUCAAACCCGACCAGUCACAUAUUCAGUUAGAAAAAAAAAGUCAUGUGUUUCAUUUUUAAAAGAUGUAAACCUUUUCAUUUAAUUUUCUUUUGCAUAUUCAUUAAUUUUCAAAAUUCACAACCCUCAACAAACAUCCAAUAUGCCUGUUUCAUUUCAUUUAGUACAUUAAUCUAUAAAAGUAAAAACUACACACGAGGAUAUCUUAAUAGAAACUGUCGCGCAGCUAACAUAUUUUAUUGUUGAGUAUAUAUUAUUUUACAGAUAGCAAAUCAAUCCAAUAGCAUUCUAUGUUUAAAAAAAAUGAACUGAAUUCUUCAAUGUGCGUUAAAUCAGAUAAUACCUGGAAACAAAUACCCACAAUUCAAAUGUCUAAUUUUGUAAUUCAUUUGACCAUAUCAACUUUUUUUUAUUCGAGCGUCGAUGAUGAAUCGUUUAUAGACGAAACGCGUGUCUGGCGUACACAAUUUUAAGCCUUGUAUCUAUGAUGAGUUUAAUUGUUGUUUACUUAUUUUUUUUGUAUUUUCAAAAUAUCAGAAAAAUAUGUUAUUAAAAUGCAACUCUUUUCAAAUAUUUCCCUAGAAACGAGAUGAUAUUUCAUAUUAUCCAUAUAAGAUAGGCAGAGAUCCCUUAAUGUUAAAUUAUAUAUUUAUAAGUUGAUAACGAGAAUAAUUAGAAUUAGCAAAGAAACAAAUUCCAAGUUUUGAUUAUGUUUUAUCCUUGUAAUAAUCAACUCUUUAUGUUUCUCAAUGAUAUACAUGUAGUUAGUUGUCAGAUAAUUAUGAGUAUGAAGAGCAUUUGGGCAUCCAACUUUUACAGCAUUCGAGCAAACGCAUUUUAAGUAUUCGAGCACAAGAUUAUUUAAGUAUUCGAGCACAAGAUUAUUUAAGUAUUCGAGCAAACGCAUUUUAAGUAUUCGAGCACAAGUUUAUUUAAGUAUUCGAGCACAAGUUUAUUUAAGUAUUCGAGCACAAGAUUAUUUAAGUAUUCGAGCACAAGAUUAUUUAAGUAUUCAAGUAACUGAGUUGUACAACAAUUCAUCAACCAAAUUUUACCGACAUGAAAUGAAACAUAUUACACGUUGUCAAUUUGGAAUCGAUCAAUUAGAAAAUAACAAAAUGUUACAAAAAAGUAUGAUCAAAUGAAUCAAGUAGUUUAUGUAGAAUAUAUAUAUAGUAAUUAUGAAAAAUAAUAAAAAAGGUAGGAACAUUUCUUAAACUCAUACAAAGUUUUUGGUAUUUUUUUGAAAUUUCAGAUUUGAUUGAACGCAGAUUUUGAUGAUUAGUAUAAUAUUAAUUUAUGCAAACUGUGCUACGUCAAAUGUCUUCAUGUAUUAUUAAUCUUCGCAUUCAGUUGUAACGACAUUUAUCUGUAAGGAGCCAUUACAGUUUCUCACUUGCUCUUCAUACUUAGUGUAUUUACAUUUGUGUAUCCCUUAACACUUUACAGUAGUUGUUAUCUACAUAUUUAGAAGCUAGUCAGAGUUUAGGUUGUAAUUGAAAACAGUACAAUUAAAGACAUUUCUAGAAAAUCAUUUCCGGAAUCAGAAAUCUCAGUUAGAAUCGAAAGGGAGAUAUUUGACUAUUUGGGAAUUUGACUUGUUUGUGGUAAAGCAGAGCAACACGAAAACUAAAAUGAAAAUUAAUCAUUCUUUUGAAAAAGUGCUAAACACUUAUACUACUUCCAAAUUAGUUAACUUAUAAUUUUAGAGUAAUAUUCGGAAAUGAGUUUCGGGAAAGGGCUACACCGUACAAUGGAUAAAUAACCGUAACCAAUCAAAUUUUGUUUUAAAUGCACACAUGCGCAAUUAUAAAUGCAUUGAAUUUCAUUACAUAUUCUUCUUCUCUGACAGAAAUUGGAAAAUGUUAUUAAAAAUAAAUGUACAGGUUUUCCUCAAGAAACAACAAAAUAAGAUUUUCUUAUGGUAAUUUAAUUUAUGCUAUGAUUUGUUUCCUUAUAUAUCAAUAAACAAAUUGUUUGUUUAUUUUCAGUUCGCAUUAUCUUAUAUAUAUAUAUAUAUAUGUCAUAUUUGUUUUUCUUGAGAAAAUACCUUUUUAUUAAACGAUGGGGUAAAUGAACAUUAUGUUCUACAAUUGUAUAUUUGUGUAUCACUGUAAGUUAGUCUUUUUUGAAAACCAUAACGAGAAACGCAAUAAAUGACUAUUGUUGAUUUUUUAUAUAAAUUAUAUGUGUUUA